GCACCCCAAGGGAUUAGCCUUCCGCUUGGGUUCUCCGCAGCCGCAACCAUGUUCUUCUUCACGCCCCCAAUCCCUCCUAGAGAAGCUUCGCUGCGGGAAAGAAUCGUUCAAAUCGACCUCCUCGGCAGCGUCCUCGUCACCGGCGCGCUCGCCUGCUUCGUCCUCUGCAUGCACUGGUCCGGAAUCUACCAUUGGUCCAGUCCCCGCGCCAUCCUCACCAUGAUCUCCUCCAUCAUUCUCACGAUCGCCUUCGUCUUGAACGAAUGGUUCAUGGGCCCCAAAGCAAUGAUCCAACACCACCUCCUCAAAAACGCCCGUGUCCUCCCCAACCUCAUAUACAUCUUCUUCCUCGCGGGCGUCUACUUCCCCCUCCUCUACACCCUCCCCGUGCAACUCCAGUCCGUGCACAACGAAUCCGCCUCCCAGAGCGGCGUCCGCCUCAUCCCCCUCGUCCUCGGCAUUUCAAUCUUCACCAUGAUCUCCAACGGCCUGCUCACCUGGUGGCGCCACUACGCGCUCUUCCUCGCCGCCGGCGCCAUCCUCGGCACCGCCGGCCUGGCUAAAAUCCACUCGCUGGGCGCCGACGCCACCACCGGCGACUGGAUCCGCUACGAAGUCCUCGCCGCCGUUGGCGUCGGGCUCGCGCUGCAGAUCCCCAUGAUCGCCAACCAGACCGUCGUGGCCGCUGCCGACGUCCCCGCCGUCACGUCGCUGACGCUCUUCGUCGAGAACGUCGGGACCGCGUUGUUUGUGGCCGCGGGCGAGGCGGCGUUCGCGCAGGGCUUGAUGGCGAGUAUUGCGCGGAAUGUGCCGUCGGUGGCGCCGCAGAAGGUGCUCGAUGUCGGCGCGACGCAGAUUCGAAGUGUAUUCUACGGGAGCGAGUUGCAAGGGGUGUUGGGGAGUUAUCUGGAUGGGUGCAAGAUCAGUCAUAUUAUUGGGGUUGCGUGUGGGGCGGCGGCGUGUGUGGUUUCGUUUGGGAGCGUGGGAUCGGCGGGGAUUAGGGGGAUUAGGAUGAGGUUGAAGAAGGUGCAUGCGCCUUGAGCGGAAUGGCAGACCGACCUCUGAGGCGUGAGGUUGAGAGAGUAGCCGGGCGCGAAACCGAGGUUGAUAUUGUAAGUGUUGGGAGAUUAUCGUCAGCGUAUUGAACUCUCCAUAGGAAUCGGGUUUGGGAGUCUCUGGUACACGUUAUAUCCUUUGAGGGGCAAGUCGAAUGAGCGAUCUUUCUCGGCCGUGUUGCUUUGUGAGACACCAGUUUCUACCAGCCUUCUCAGCGUUCCACGCACGUUACAUCUUCUUUCAAUCGGAACUCCAAUGAAGCAUCACACACAUUUGUUUCCAUAAGGUAUGAAUCACCGGUAAAAUGGUACGAAGCGAUCAACACAUCUAGUUC
Mytilinidion resinicola is the source of this 1390-nucleotide messenger RNA. RefSeq lists its product as uncharacterized. Gene Ontology annotation, biological process: transmembrane transport. The transcript has a single exon. Gene Ontology annotation, molecular function: transmembrane transporter activity. The record is from RefSeq and is a predicted model, not a curated record. The coding region runs from base 49 to 1041 and encodes 330 amino acids. NCBI's taxonomy places the organism in Eukaryota, Fungi, Ascomycota, Dothideomycetes, Mytilinidiales, Mytilinidiaceae.